AUGGUUGUUUCUCCUAAACAUGAUUAUGAGUUACAUAAUAAUGGAGUUAAUCACAAAAAUAAAGAUGCUACUAUUGUUUCAUCGCCUCCUCCGCCUAGGACGCCACCCCAAGCUUAUCCAUUUAGUAUGAAUUAUGAAGCUCCUAAUUAUGAUUAUCAUGACGAGGAUGAGACGAAAAUAAGGGAAAGAGAAGGAAUUCCUGAUUUAGAAAAUGAAAGUGAACUAAGUUCAAUUAUGUCAACUAAUAGAACUUCAAAUAGAAAUUCAUUUUCAACCAUUGAAGAAAUAAUCAUUAGUAACUUGAAGCCUAAGUUAACAAUACAAGAGUGUGAAUCUUUGACAAUUAAUUGUGUUUCAAUACCAACUUCAACUAGCACAAUAAGUCUAAAGGAAGCAAUGGUUGAUAUAAAGAAUGAGUUCCAAAAUCUAUGUGAUUUUGGAAAAGAAUUAUCACCGAUUUUUGAGGGAGAAAAGAUACAAUAUCACUCUCCAUCCAUAAAAUUAAAAGCCUUUGUCUCUUGUGCGUUUGGGAGGGUAUUCUCUUCCAUAUCGUCGUGUUUGCACUCUCCAUACAUGUCAUACAAACCAUGUCUCAAAAGAAAAAAGUUGUCCAAAACUAAAAUCCAGAGAAAUCGUGAUCAAACAAAACUUGGCGACCUUUCGUCAACUUUGGAGAAGCUUUAUAUAUGGGAAAAAAAACUUUAUGAAGAAGUUUUGGGUGAAGAAAAACUUAGAAUUUCCUAUGAUAAGAAGAACAAAAAACUAAAAAAAUUGGAUAUGAAAGGUUCUGAGUCAAAUGAGAUUGAUGAUAUUGUUGAUUCUAUCAAAAUUCUACAUUCAAAAAUCAAUGUAGCUGUUACUUCAAUCAGUGUGAUAUCAAGAGAGAUUCACGAGUUAACAGUUGAUAAACUGCUUCUUGAACUCAAUAAAUUGAUUGAUGGCUUAAUGAAAUUGUGGAAGAUUAUGAAUAUAUGUCACCAGAAACAAUUCCAAACUAUCAGCAAAGUCAAAAGUCAUGUACAUAUAUUGGAUCCAUCAACAAAUAAAAAGUCAAACUCAAAAGCUACAUUGAGACUUGAAAAAGUGAUUUUAAAGUGGGGUAAGUGCUUUUGUAACUUCUUCAACAAACAAAAAACCUUAGUGAAACAUUUGAAUGAUUGGCUACAAAAGUGCACUCAUGAAGAAAAAGAAGAACAUGAAGAUGAAAUUAGUCCAAUUUUUAGAGUUUGCAAGAAUUGGUACAAUGCAAUUAACAAGGUUUCUGAUAUUGAAGUCUCUAAAGCUAUUAAUAAUUUUGCAUCAAACAUGCAUCAAUUAUAUAAGAAGCUUAAAGAGGAAAAUGCAUUGAAAGUUAAAGUGAAAUGUCUUUUUAUGGAUUAUAAACAAAGUCUUAAAUCAUAUUGCAAGAGGAAUAUAAUCGAUUAUCAUCAUUAUCACUCUUUUAUGAAAAUGAAGGCCUCUGAAGAUUUCGAAGACGACGAAAUUCCAUUGUUGAAGGUUUAUGAUAACACCUUAGUAAAUUUAAGAUUAAGAUUGAUUGAAGAGAGAAAUAAACACCGACAAAUUGUGAAACAUGUUAAUGAUGUUGCUUCAAGUUGUUUUCAAGAGGGUUUGACUCCAAUUUUUGAAGCUUUGUGGAGGUUUAGUUUAGAAAAUGUAAAAGUUUAUGAACUACUUAGAGUUUCACAAAGUAGAUUAUGA
Molecule: messenger RNA, 1701 nt
Organism: Vicia faba (fava bean)
Lineage: Eukaryota; Viridiplantae; Streptophyta; Magnoliopsida; Fabales; Fabaceae
Source: the annotation of a GenBank genome assembly